AUGGCAAUGAGGAAUAUAUUGCACUGUUUCAUAUGUCCUGCAGCACUUCCUUCCAGAUUAAUGGUGCGUCUUGUUGGAGAUGAAAAUGCCGAUAAGUGUGCCACAGCUCAACAAAGGCGUCUAGCAAACAUCAGGCCUAUUAUAGAAAUCAAUGAACUCACAAGAAUUUGUCCAGCUGCAACAGAUCCAUUAUUAGGGAAAUAA
Molecule: messenger RNA, 204 nt
Organism: Ceutorhynchus assimilis (cabbage seed weevil)
Lineage: Eukaryota; Metazoa; Arthropoda; Insecta; Coleoptera; Curculionidae
Source: the annotation of a GenBank genome assembly